AUGACUGUCUCUACAAACGAUACUUCUGAGUUCCGAUGCUCACGUCCCAAGUGCAAGUCCUAUGCCAUGCGUGGUCAGCCUCUAUGCGAGGAGCACUUUGAUCUUAAGUGUUCUCGCCCAGCCUGCAAGAGGGAUGUCAACGAGCCAGGAGACCAACUGUGUCAGAUCUGUCAAGAUACGAAAGACACUCGCAAGAGGGAACGUGAUAUUAUCAACGAAGCCAAUGCGGCAGAGAGGGAAGAGGUCAAGAGAUUGAAGUCUGCAGCCCGAGUGGAGAAGAGAAUCUUACGAGAUGCUGCCAAGAUAGCAAUUGAGAAAGAAGAGGCUAUCAAGCAGCGUCAGACUCAGAAGCACAUGCGCCAACGGAUCCAGUCCGUCUAUUCUCCUCCUAUGCAGGCGCAUCAACAAUCUACCCGCUUCACCGAGAUGCCGCCGUCUCCAUCAUCCGUACUGUCAAUGGCCAUGGACAACCAUCUUCGCCUUGUCUCUCCAGCCAAGCCAACUCUAUCUGUCACCGCUGCACAGGCCAGCCGCUUCACUGAGCAACCGUCACCAUCUCCAUCGAUGGCCAGCCUCGCCAACUAUGAUCUUGUCCUACCAUUGAGACCACAACCAACAGCAAAGAAGGAGGACCUGCCUACAUUGGAAGACGAUGAUGGACAGUACAACUUGUAUGAAACGUUCAUGCAAGAUCCUCGCACUCCCAACACCUCCAACUAG
Messenger RNA from Acytostelium subglobosum LB1, 720 nucleotides. RefSeq lists its product as hypothetical. Bases 1 to 720 code for a protein of 239 amino acids. The record is from RefSeq and is a predicted model, not a curated record. The transcript has 2 exons. NCBI's taxonomy places the organism in Eukaryota, Evosea, Eumycetozoa, Acytosteliales, Acytosteliaceae.